Messenger RNA from Dibothriocephalus latus, 1026 nucleotides. Lineage: Eukaryota; Metazoa; Platyhelminthes; Cestoda; Diphyllobothriidea; Diphyllobothriidae. The record is from the annotation of a GenBank genome assembly.
AUGUGCCAGCCCGAUUUCGACAAAUCCUCUUUCGCUCGCCACCGUCAUUGGUGGCUGACCCCAUCUAGUUCCGAUGAGCAGGAUGUUCAAUACGUGGCUCUGCGUUACCUGACGGGUGAGUGCAAUUACGGCGGCAGAGUCACCGACAGCUGGGACCGCCGAACUCUGAUUACAAUCUUGGAGAGGUUCUACUGUCCUCCACUCGUUGAAGACGACACCUACCGCUUCGACGAGAGUGGACUCUAUUAUGCUCCUCCGGAGACGACGUACGAAGGAUACAUUGAGUACAUCAAAACGCUGCCCCUUAACCCGUCGCCGGAAAUUUUCGGUAUGCAUCCGAAUGCAGACAUCACGAAGGAUAACCAGGAGACCAACUUGCUCUUCAAUAGUCUCCUUCUGACACAGGCAAAAGGCGGGUCCGCCGCGGGAGCCUCCGAGGACGAGGUCGUUGACGGUGUUGCAGCUGGCAUUCUAAGUCGCCUUCCAGACGACUUCAACCUAGAGUUGGCUCUGCGAAAAUUCCCGGUGAAGUACGAGCAGAGUAUGAACACCGUGUUGGUCCAGGAGAUGACCCGGUUCAACAACCUCCUCAGAACCAUACGCAAUAGCCUGAAUGAUCUACGAAAGGCUAUCAAGGGUCUGGUGGUUAUGUCUCCUGAUCUGGAGAAUGUCGUGCGAUCCAUCCUCGAGUUCAAAAUUCCGGCAAUGUGGAUGGGCAAGUCUUAUCCCUCCCUGAAACCACUCGGAUCCUAUGUUAAUGAUUUUCUCCUGCGGCUCAAAUUCUUACAGGACUGGUACGAGGCCGAUGCGCCGCCCAAUUUCUGGGUCUCCGGUUUCUUCUUCACACAGGCCUUCUUGACGGGUGUUCAGCAGAACUAUGCUCGAAAGUACGCCAUCCCAAUCGAUCUGUUGACCUUUGCAUUCGAAGUCAUGGAUGAUAAGGAGUACAUGGAGGCUCCCGAGGAUGGUAAGUACACAUUGGGGCUUUAUUACAUGUGUGUUUUUCACUCACAAUUUGCAAAUUAG